This is a messenger RNA of Eimeria acervulina, 1062 nucleotides long. RefSeq names its product ELAC2, putative. The coding region runs from base 1 to 1062 and encodes 353 amino acids. Gene Ontology annotation, cellular component: mitochondrion. The transcript has 6 exons. The record is from RefSeq and is a predicted model, not a curated record. Gene Ontology annotation, biological process: mitochondrial tRNA 3'-end processing. Gene Ontology annotation, molecular function: 3'-tRNA processing endoribonuclease activity. NCBI's taxonomy places the organism in Eukaryota, Apicomplexa, Conoidasida, Eucoccidiorida, Eimeriidae.
AUGAGCAUCACUGCCCAGCUGCUAGGUUGCCACCGGCUCUCAGUGCCGCCUUCCAUCCAUAUCUUCUGCGAAGGGCCGCGCCUCCUCAUCAACGCUGGCGAGAAUGUGCAGCGCUACCACCUGGAGAAGAAGCUGCAUAUACACCGCAUCAGCGACAUCUUUCUUACGUCUCUGUCUCCUUCUUCUGCUGCUGGUCUGGUUGGUUUGCUGCUGUCUAUCGAAGGCACAGGGGCUACCUCAGUGACGCUGUGGGGCCCCCACGGCCUCAAGCCGCUGCUGCAGCUAGCUAUACGCUCCUUUGCAGGCCUCAAGAACCUGGAGAUAAACUACAGACUAAUGGGGCCCCCCGAGGCCCCCCCCUCUUUGCUAGGAGAGCGCUUCUGUACUGGUGGCGUCUGCAACGGGGGUUGUCGGCAGAAGAGCAGCAGCAGCAGCAGCAGCAGCAGCAACAGCAGCAGCACCAGCAGCAGCAGCAGCAACAGCAGCUGCAGCAGCAAGGGACCCCGGACUUGUGCUUGUUCUUAUGGGCCCUCCGUCAAGGGGACAGCCAGCGGUGUCCCCAUUGAGGCUUUCUAUCUUCCGCACAGCAGAAGACUGCAGCAGCAGCAGCAGCAGCAGCAGCAGCAAAAUGGAGUCAACCCGCUUCUAGAAGACGAAAACACCACCAGUUCUAACAACAGCAGCGCGGCCAACAGCAGCAGCACCAUCAACGGCAGCAGCAGCAGCAGUGUUGCACCUGCAACCCCCUCUAACGUAAAAUCUGCUGCAGCAGCAGCAGCAGCAACAGCAGCAGCAGCACAUCUCGAGCCAGCGACUGCUGAUGAUGAUCUCAAUACAAAACGACGCAAGCUUGAACAGGAUGGCGAGGAGAACGGAGGGGCUUCAGCAGCAGCAGCAGCAGCAGCAGCAGCAGCAGGUCCUUGCAGCAGCAGAAUAUCAGCAGCAAAGGCUGCUUUGUAUGGAGACUACGGAGACACCUCUGACUGUCUCCUUUUGCUGCUGCGGUGCCCCACAGUGAGGGGCCGCUUCUUCCCAGAGAAAGCGAAGGCGUUGGGGGAUUGA